This is a messenger RNA of Bursaphelenchus xylophilus (pine wood nematode), 4330 nucleotides long. Lineage: Eukaryota; Metazoa; Nematoda; Chromadorea; Rhabditida; Aphelenchoididae. The record is from the annotation of a GenBank genome assembly.
AUGCUGACUUUCCUCGCCAUCUUGAUGGUACUGUCAGCGCUGCCGCCGGGGAACGAUUGCAAGGCUGACCCGGUCGGUGCGUUUCUCAACCUGUUCCAGAAGUGCGAAGUGUUGAAGAAUUUCAUGCCGAUGAGCACUGCAAAAGCUGAAAUUUGGUCUCCUGUCCUCGCCAACGAUAACACUUCCUAUGACAUUUCCAAAACGCUUCUUGACUUGCGCGAAAGCGAAACUGGACACGAGACGUAAGUGGAGAACGCACUUUCUAGGCGACAAGUUUUUUACAAAACAAUUUUUUUUCGGGUGAGGACUUGCUGAUUUUUAAAAUUUUUCUCGUUGUGAAUGCACCGUGCAUAACAUUCUUUUUGGAGAUAUCUUAAGAGAGACACUAAUAUGCUUUCCACGUUUACAGGUCAUUAAUUCGUGCAAUUUGGAGUCAUGAUAUGACACGGUUCGGAAUCACCAUUGACCAAGAGUAAGUGGACGAUCGACAUGACUCUUUUUUCAGCAUAUUAAGAGUAUUCAAAUGGAAGGACGGUGGUAACGAGAUGGAUUUAGUGGACUUCCGUACCGAGUGUGGCUUCGCAACCGAAGAUUACGUCUACGCCGUGCUUUCAACGGAGGAUGGAGUUAAAAAAUUUGCUCGUUGGAAAGUCGAUUUGAGCGGCGAACUUGAAAUUCUCGGCAACGCCAACCCUGAUGGUAGUUGGCUCUUCUUUCAAUACGCGUCGGGACCCACGUACUAUUUGUCGGGCGAUAAAUGUCUUCAAAUCGAUGAUCUCAAGCAGUUGGUGAGUCGGAGAAAAAAUUUAUUUGUUGAGGGAAACACUUGACUCAUUUAGGAACACUUGACUUAAUGGGUCGAGUCUUUCUCCUAAUACUAGGCGCACGAAGGACGGAAAGGUCCGCUAAAAAAGGAAAGAGGAGGCGCAAAAACUUACUUUUUUGGCUAAAAAGUACAAACCGUUCAAGAAAUUUUUUGGUUUUCAGUCUGAAGGUUACCAAAACUUCCGCGAAUGCAACACCUCCCAAGGAAUGUUCGCUUUCUCCGAUCUGUACGAAUGGUACAGUCUGGUAGGCCUUGCACAAGUUUUAAUGCUCUGGUUUAUCAAUAAAGUUUACAAUUUCCUCUCGUUUUCAGAGUGCGUUCGCUUGGCUAACAAAAGAGUGCGAUGGUGAGAUUUGGAGCAAUUAUGACAACCACGCUUCGAUCAAGAUUCGAUUCCUCCCGGAUGAUUCACCGGUAAGAAAAGGGAAGAGGUUCGAGAGGAAACGGGUCGUACUAUGCAAAUGAAAUUAUGAUAAGAAAAAGGGCUGAUACAAUUGUGAUUCACAAUGCGAAGCGACUGCUCAUAACACAUCAUAACACUGGUCUUUUUUCAGGCGGUUCCAGGAAACGAAACAGUGUCCACGAUUAGGUGAGAAGAAAAGUCUUGACAUGUGUUUGCAUUGUGCGGUCAUGGCGUUUUGCGAUGUUCAGCACGGUGCGACGGAAGAGCGCACUAUGCUAUUUUACGCGCUCAACAUAAGCUGCAACUCACGGCAACGCGAAAUAAACGAAAAAUUCGUCCCGCCCACUUUUUGAGUUUUGUCCAAACGAAAUGUCACAAUUGAUAAAAAAAUAAGUGACACCCGCUCAUUUAAACCCCCCCCCCCCGCCCCCCCCUCCCCAUAUUUUUUGUAAAUAGUGACCCCCUCGCCCCACAAAGUACUAUGCACACAUGUCAAGACUUUUAGGCCACAUUCUAGUAGCACAACAACAACAGAAGGGAUAACGGGGUAAGUCGAGCGGCAAGUCGCCAUAAAACUCAUCUUUAAGCCGUCCUCCGUGCCCUAACCUCACCACCCUCUAUUCGAUUGUGUUUUCGGGUCUGGCCAUAUCUCUUAUAUCGAUCAGUAUCGCCAACGGAAUGUUCUGGAUCCACAUGCGGAGAAAACUUCGGGUAAGCGCCAUGUUUUUCUAGGAGCAGUUUAUUCCUUAAAAAAUAAGGCUAAAAAAUUCGAAAAAAAUCGAAUAACAAUUCUUUUAGGAAGCAAGAUUGCAAGCAGCGCAUUUUGAAUCUUUGCAUGAUAGCAACAGCAACGCUAGCACUCGGAAAGGAACAACAUACACAACCACCACUAUGGCAGACUCCUCCUCAAUAACAAAAAUCUCACGAAUGGAAACGAUGGCACCGCUCACUGUUGAGGGAUUGCCCAAGGUAAGGAAGACCAAAAUAUUGUUUUAUUUUUUACAGGACGCCGUGACAAAUCUUUUAUUGAGCCCGGAAAUUGAGAAGAUUUUCGACCAGAAUGAAGUCGAAGGCGUCGAGGCAGAGCUCCCCCAUAAACCCCUGGAAAGGCAGCCGGAACCUCAGGAGGGAUUCUUUUGUACCGUCGGAAAGAUUGGGGUCACCAUCCCGGCCAAGACAUUCGACAAAACUUUUGGGGAAUUCGAAAUGGAAAUGGGUGGAGAGUUGUGCACGGUGCAGUUUGAAGAUGUGAAAUCUGAGUUGAAUAGGAUUGAGGUAAGUGGGGAAAAUAGAGAAAAUAACUUAUUGUGACAUAAUAAUAAUGGUAUUCUAGGCGAUGGCAGCGGUAAUGAGACAAGCCAAAAAGUGUCAGGUGAAUGGAACCAUUCCCGAAUUCAUCGUCACGGCCCAAUUGGACGCCUUCAAUUUCCGGCUGAUGGUAACGAAAAAAGUAAGUUGUAAUCUUAUUUUGCGAUAAAAAAACGGACCGUUUUUUCACCGUUGGAUAUGAAAAGGCCAGCAGAAAAAAAAAUUGUGCUCUGUGAGAGCUGAAGGGUGUAGAGUGAUUUAUUCCUCCCUCUAAAGUGGCAUGCUCGCAAAAAAUGGGCAGGUACAACUUUAGGGCCGGGCACUAGGUUAGUUUUGCCGUUUAAACUAGACUUAUUUUAUGGAAUAGCAGCUUGAACGAGGGAACAAACACGUGGACCAAGUACAACAUAAGAAUUUUUGUGAAACUCGAUGUUUCUGAUUGGAAAUUGAUUAGAAUAAAGCUAAUGUCCUAUUCUACAUAGAUCUAUAAUUAGGCUUGAAAACAGGUCAGCACAGUAAGAAAUAAAACUUACAUUGUCCAUGGCACAACAAGAAUCGCAACAUUCCAAGAUUUAGUGGAUUAUCGGAAGAGAAAAUUGGCAAUAGAGACAUCAAAUCGCACGAGGGAGCGGGUCUAGAUAAAAUUUCAUUUUUGGAAAAAUUCCAGGUUGUCUUCACGGUGAAAACCUGGCUCGAACACGAGAAAAAACAAAAAAAAUCUCGCGUAGUAAAGAAGUCCUGUGUCAACUGUUCCCCUGGUUUUGAACAAUAGACCAGGAGAACAAAUUCGGCAAAAAAUUCUAUCCUGCAAUACUAUUUUUGCAAAACAUAUGAAGAUCAAAAAAAUAAAUUGGAUUUUUGGAAUCCGCGCAAUCGUUACCCUAGACAUGGCCGCAUAAUUCUGAGUCUCGAAACGAGCAUUUUGUUUGCGGAAAAAAAUAAAACGCAAUGCCAAGACACGAUUGAUUUUUUCGGGAUACUUUUGUUUUUAAAAUAGCUUUGGAAUAUAGGAAUCGUUCUGCAGAAAGGGCAGUAAAUACAGGACUUUGAAGACGGUGUUAUCAAUAAUAUCUUCGUUCUGAGUAUCGAAGCGUUUGCGGAUAAAAUGAAAUACGCCAAUUAAUUUGUUCUCCAUCUAAAAGAAUGUGCUUUUUCAGCUUGGUCCGUCCAUCGAGAAACAAGUUCUGAGUGGUAACCUGAGCACCGAAGAGAGGUUGAAACUGGUCUCCCUGACCUUCAAUUGCAUGGAGGACCUUCUCUUUUCCAAUAUUAUCCAUCGGGACAUCAAACCUUCCAGUUUUCACUAUGACUUUCUUGGCUCAAAACUCCUCAUUUCCAACCUUGGACUAGCCAGAAUCACUCCAAAGUCCCCUCGUCUCAAGGUGCCAUUCUUCGGGAACCUCACUUUCUGCAGUCCAUCCACCCAUUUGAAUCUGGAGAGGGCUCAUUUUGAUGACAUGAUCAGCUAUUUUUUUGUGGUCAUGUGGAUUUUCAACAAGGAUUCGCUGAUCUGGAGUACCGAGACUGAUGUAAGGAGCUUUUUCACUCGUUACAGGCCUCAUUCUAUUAUUACAUUAGCUUGUUUUACCCUUAUUUUUUAGAAAACCGUCGUUUAUCAGCUCAAAUCUGAUAUAAUGGAGGGGAAGGUGCUUGAAGAGCGUAUGGAAAAGUUCAUCAAGGACCAGAAGAUCAAAGAUUUUAUGAACCAACUCUUCCGUAUGAUCCUCAAAUUACCCCCAAAGCGACCAUCUUAUCGGAAAAUCAAGGAACUCAUCGAAAAGAACAGCUCGUAG